Messenger RNA from Pelmatolapia mariae (spotted tilapia), 3189 nucleotides. It is a transcript of the gene camkk1b, whose product is annotated as calcium/calmodulin-dependent protein kinase kinase 1, alpha b. The record is from RefSeq and is a predicted model, not a curated record. Lineage: Eukaryota; Metazoa; Chordata; Actinopteri; Cichliformes; Cichlidae. The transcript is spliced from 16 exons. Gene Ontology annotation, cellular component: cytoplasm. Gene Ontology annotation, biological process: positive regulation of protein kinase activity; intracellular signal transduction; protein phosphorylation. Gene Ontology annotation, molecular function: calmodulin binding; ATP binding; calcium/calmodulin-dependent protein kinase activity. The coding region runs from base 1422 to 2894 and encodes 490 amino acids.
UUAUUCUUAUUCAUUCUUGUGUUUGUAGUGUCCCAGUGUUUCUGUCUUUUCCUCUCUGUCUUGCCUUACGUUGGUAGUUUCUCCUCCCUGUGUGUCAUCUGUACUUUAUCUCAUCGUCUUCACUCACUCCUUUUCCAUGUGUGACUUGUCUUCUCCUGUCUGAGUGUCCUUGUUUGCGAUUGCCCGCCCUGUCUUAAUUGUCUUGUUGUGUAAUCAGUCCUCUGUAUAUAAUUAGUCACGUCUUUCCUUUUGUCCUUUGUCAACAAGUCUGUUUUGGCUCCCGCUAACUCUUAUAAUCUGAAAACCUCAUCCAGAUCAUAAGAGCCCAUUGUUGUUUUUGAAACUGCAUUUUUCUCCUUUUACUACUAAGGACCAAAUUUACCACAUCUUCACGUGACACUUUAACAUCAGAUUGUUUAUAUUUUACCCUCAACUCUUAUGCAGUCAAAUAACAACAACAUUGCCGGGCUUCUUCUUUAUUCCACAAAUUCUGGUGCCUACAUUACCCACAAUGCAACUCUUGCUGCGGCUUUAGUGCAGAAAUAAAUCUAAAAAUAUCAAGGCAUCCUGCUGUUUUAAAGUCACAAAAAUCAUAUGAGGAGAUUUUUGGAUGUUAUUGCAUGUUUGUAUAUUUCAAUAACAGAACACUUAAGAACAGUUGUGCAACAUAAUUAAACCCAACAUUUCAAUAGUUCAGCUUUAACUUUUUCAAAAAAGGUGAUAAAGGUGAUAAAUCUUGUGGUGACCUGGCUGCAUUAUGGUGUACUAUAUGAUUAAAUGUUUGCAUACAAAUAAAGAGAUAACAGUUUUAAUCCUACCUGUGUGCCUCUUUUUAGAUUUACUAUAAAUGUUAAAAAUCAGUCAUUAUUUUAGUUAAUCUUCUGUCUCUAUUGGAUUUAAGGCAAAAAUGUAACCAGAUGCUCGGAAAUGCCAUAGCAUUGUAGUCUUAUCAAAAACAAAUACAAAGACAGUCAGAAGGUCAGAGUUACAUCUACAGUGACAGUGUCACCCUGAGGCUUCAGCCAAAAUCCCACAAUCUGUCUGUACAGACUCUAACAAGGCUGGAAAACCUGCUCCUUUAAUGAGAGGCAACAUUAUACCUCAUCGCCACAGCUGUAGAUGCACUGACUCUUGGUGUGGUCACAGCCAGAAAUAUUGUGCAUUAAGAUGUUAAUAUUGUAUUAAAAUGCAGCAGAACAUUUUUGUAUGAUGUCAACACAGAAGUACUAUUCAAAAAAAUCGAAGCAACAUAUUUGACAGAGGCUAUGCAGUAGUACUUUCUUCCAGCCAAAGAUCUCAGUAUCAAAAUCUCGUCAUGCCUCUGUUUCUGCUUCAACCUGUCAGCACGAUGAUGCGUCCUCUAGCUCUUCACCAAAACAUCUCUGGGACGCUGAGCUGUGAGUGAGUCAGAGUUAACCACCAUGAGUGCUGACACCGUCAGCAGGCCAGAGCUGGAAUUGGAGAACAACGGCGAGCUUGCCGACUUGGUGGCAGCCAUGAACGUGGCCGCCAACCGUUUAACCCCUCCUAAUGGCUACAGGUCGGGUGGUCCAAGGACCACCAACACCAACCGAAUUCGCCUCUCAGACAGGAAACUGUCUCUGCAGGAGAGAGGGAGCCGCAUGGCCCGACAGCCAACCAUUGAGACCAAACGUGUGUCAAUCACUGGCGUUGAUGACUGUAUCCAGCUCAACCAGUAUAAACUAAAGGAAGAGAUUGGAAAGGGUUCAUAUGGAGUAGUGAAAUUGGCUUAUAAUGAAGAUUCAGAAGAGCACUAUGCAAUGAAAGUAGUUUCAAAGAAGAAGCUGAUGAGGCAGUGUGGAUUUUUGCGCCGCCUGCCGACCUCAGGGUCAAAGUCACAGCAGGAUCCGUUCCCUAAAGCCGUCUUGCCUCUGGAGAGCGUAUACAAGGAGAUCGCCAUCCUGAAGAAACUGGACCAUCAUAAUGUUGUCAAACUGGUCGAGGUGCUGGAUGACCCUGAUGAAGAUGGACUUCACAUGGCCUUCGAAUUGGUGACAAAAGGACCGGUGAUGGAGGUGCCUGCUGACAACCCUUUAACAGAGGAGCAGGCUCGCUUUUACUUCAGAGACGUCGUCCUUGGAAUAGAGUACUUACACUACCAAAGGAUUAUUCACAGGGACAUUAAACCAUCUAAUCUGCUGUUGGGAGAUGAUGGCCACGUCAAAAUAGCAGACUUUGGUGUGAGCAAAGAGUUUGAGGGGACAGACGCCCUUCUGUCAAGCACAGCGGGGACGCCGGCCUUCAUGGCUCCGGAGACGAUGACCGAACACGAGCAGAGCUUCAGUGGAAAAGCAUUAGACGUGUGGGCGAUGGGAGUCACACUGUACUGCUUUGUCUUUGGGAUGUGUCCUUUUUAUGAUGAAUACAUAGUUUCUCUACACAACAAGAUAAAGAACAAACCUGUGGAGUUUCCAGAGACGCCAUUAAUAAGUAAUGAACUGAAGGAACUUAUUGAAAGGAUGCUGGAUAAAAACCCUGAAACAAGAAUCACCAUCCCAGAAAUUAAGCUCCAUCCGUGGGUGACAGAGAAUGGUGCAAAUCCUCUCCCUCUGGAGGAGGAGCACUGCACGGUUGUUGAGGUCACUGAGGAGGAGGUGCAGAACAGCAUUAAACUCAUCCCCAGCCUCUCCACUGUGAUUCUUGUGAAGUCCAUGCUGAGGAAGCGGUCUUUCAGUAAUCCCUUUGAGUGUCAGGGCAGACGGGCGGAGAGGUCCAUGUCUGCCCCUGGAGGUCUUCUUACUGGUUCUUGGGGCUUACUGGGGUCUUCGUCUCACCUUCAUCCUUCCUUGAGGAAAGUCAGCAGAGAGGGAAGCAGAGAAGGAGAGUUGGAGGACUUGUAUGAAGAUGAAGCUUUUACAGAGAGUGCUGAUUAAUCUGGCUCCCAUGGAUUUAAAACACAGAAAGUAUGUUUUUGUACAUUUAUUUGUGUCUUUUUCUCUUAAUUCUUUUGUUCGUUGUUGCUUUUGACAUUAGAGGAGAAGAUUGUGGUCAUUUUGUAAAUUUACUGAAUAUUCAAGUAAAGAUUUGUAGUGCAUGAAAAUACAGAAAAAGAUGAUAUUAUCUUCCAUCCAGGCUUAAAAAAGUAAAUAUACUCCAUGAAGAUGAAGAUAUUUUUACAUUUUCCUACAGCUGUUGAAGAUAACAAAAUAUAAACUAUUGAAACAAUGA